AACAAACUAGGGGAGGAGAAAACAGCGCAAGCACCAGGGACUUCGCAGGCUGGGCUCUCGGGGACUCUUUUGUACCUGUUUCUAUUAAUUUUUUACACUUUAUAUUCGACUGUUUUCCUAAAGCACUUUUACUACUUUGAUAUUUAGGCGUCGGAUGUUUUAUUUGUGUUUGAUUUCCUGUAACUAGCUUGGUAACAGUGUAAGGAAAUACCUCGAGUCGACGGUUCAGCAAAUAGAAACAAAAACACAAAACAGGUGAAUCGUCGGAUGAUUUUCAAUGCUACGCUUUGCGACGCGAUAGCUGUCAUCGUGAUCACAUAUCAGAAAAAACGACACACAUCUAGAUUUAUUCAAACGAUGACUGCUGUGCUGAAUAUCCAGAGGUUACUGGAAGCAGCCGAAUAUAUAGAAAGGAGAGAAAGAGAGAGUGAACACGGAUAUGCCUCGACCUUUCCGUCUAUUCAGCACUCCAACUACCAGAGACAAAGGAAAUUCCGAAAUAAAAAGUGCAGCAACAACCACAACAGGUCCACACACAAUGAGCUAGAGAAAAAUCGGAGAGCCCACCUUCGCUUGUGUCUGGAGCGAUUGAAGACUCUCAUCCCGCUUGGACCAGACUGCAGCCGCCACACCACUUUGGGACUACUCAACAAGGCCAAAACACACAUAAAGAAACUGGAGGAAGCGGAGCGUAAGUCUCAGCAUCAGUUGGAGAGUUUGGAGCGAGAGCAGCGGCACCUCCGAAGGCGACUGGACCUGCUGCGGGGCGGCGGGGGUGUGUUGGAGGCCGAGAGGAUACGCACUGACAGUGUAGGCUCCACUCUCUGCUCCGAGAGAUCCGACCGCUCCGACUCAGACCAAGAAGAGAUGGAGGUGGAUGUGGAGAGCACAGAGUUCUCUCACGGAGAGCUGGACAGCGUCAGCACAGCCAGCACCAGCGAUCUGGAUGACCACAGCAGUCUACAGAGCACUGCCAGCGAUGAGGGCUACUCCUCCUGCAGCAUCAAACUGGCCUUCAGCUCAUAAAACGAGCUCCCUUUUACAAACACACACACACACACACACACACACAUUAUCCCAGCCCACAAAGUGAGUCCUGCCUCCUAGCCACCUUUCCCUCCUCGACCAAUCAGAUACUCUUAUUGAAGUCAGGCGACCAGAACACCACCGCCCUAUAGAAUGCCUGAUGUUAUUUUGAGUUUGUGAAUGUAUCUGAGCGAAUAUGAACGAAAUGGAAACAAUCUGUGAUUGUGAUUUUAAUUGGGUUAUUAGAUGGUUAUAUUACUGAAUAAGAGACUUUUCUGAUAAUUGUCAUUAUCUGAAUCCCCUUUUUCCGAAAAGGAAAGCUAAGUUGUAUAAAAUAGAUGUUUAAUUUUUAAUUCUUAAUUCAAGCCCCUGAUUGUUAAUUCUCUACAUGAAUGGGUCGUGAACUGGUCACUAGUGAAAUAUUCAACUAAACCCACCCAAACUGGAUUAUACAUACAUAACUCCAUAUCAACACAAGAAACCCUAAACCUGUUGAUUUCCUUCUCAUCUGGUCUAAUGGUUCUAACGUCACUGCUCAACGGUGGCGAAGACUGUCAUUGGUGCUACAUGACAAAACCAGUAAAGCAGAAAGAGAUCUACUGCAUUCAUCAAAGACGACGAAAAACCUAUGAUCCCAUGGCUGUGGGAUUUUUUGGUGCAUUAAUCCGUGGAGCUACUUUUCACGCAGCAGCUAAAACCCAGCGAUCUUGCACUCGACCGCGUAGAGCCCUCCGUAGAACUGGCGCCAAGUCAGAGAAAUAUCCACCCACGUGUUUAACUAGAUGUCUCUCCUGGCAGAAAUAAGCAAUAAACUCUUGUAGUCAGAUCAACACAUUAGCACUCCUACUCCUGAGACACAACGCUUGUGUCCGUCCAAAAGAGCAACGCCAACUUGCUCGUUUUUGUACAUAAAUACGAUAGUUUAAUAAAUUAAAGUUAAAAUAAAAAGUUGAGGAAAAAAAGGUAGUUACCCAUGGGUAGAAAUUGCCUCUGUUGCUGUACGUCUUGUGUUUUGUGCAUUUUAAAUUAUAUUUUUGCAAAGAUUGACUAUCUUUCUCUUGAGAGUCUUUUGUGGUGGCAUGGACAGUAUUAUUUGUUCAUUAUGCUGGAUGAAACGUAAGUAGUUUCAAUUCUGUGGCUGCCCGAGGAAUUUUACGACUUUCUUUUUAAAAUUAAACAACCAACACUGAAAUACUUAAAAUCGGACACACAAGAACGAGUGACCGCAGGCAGUGGUCGGUGGGAUGCCAAAGUGUGGACCUCUGUUAUAGGCAUGCUAACUCACUAAGUGGCGCUCUUUAUUUAAUCGAUGUUCAGAACUGUAUUCGUUCUCAAGCUGAAAGGCAUUCCAAUACUAGCGUGCUGUGGGCGUGCUACGAACUUUUGCCUCACGUAAAACUAAUUAAUUGAUUUUGUUUUAAAAGAAGCAGAAUUGAUUAACUUUUCUCAAGGCGUAUUUAUUUUCUGCCCUUGAUCCGAAAUCGGAGGAAAGGGUUAACUUAUUUCAUUAGUAAAAAUCUUUUGAUGACAUUCCCCUCCCUUUAGUUCCCUAAUUCCUUUCUAAAACCGUAAACUCACUCCGUCUGUGAUAUUUAUUAUUUAAUAUUUUCCCCAAAUGCAGAGCUGCUUUUUUAGUGCGUUUUAAAGCCGAGUGUAAUUUGUAAACGUUCUGCCUGCAAUCGAGCAGUGCGGACAUCUGUUACGUUAGGUGUCCCGAUCCAGCAUCAACCAAAUGCUUUUGGCUGCUGAACGUCCCGUGUGUGUGGGGUAGCUGUACUCGACCCUGUUAUAAGAGUUUUAGACUGUUCUAGUAGGGUGUACAUUCAUUGUGUUUAGAACAAACUGAGGUGAACGCCACGGAGGCGUUUUCACGUGUGUUGGUGCUUUAUCAACACCUGGCCAAACCACAGACAAGAACCUCUGUUGUCGUCCUCACAAGAGGACCUAUGUUGCUUUUGUCUUUCCUUUUCAAUUAAUAUUGUUAUUUUUCAAUCUGCACUAUUUAAAGCCAGGGCCCAUAUUGAUAUGCCAGUGCUUUUUUUUGUUUUAUUUUAUUUAACUUUUUUUUACGAGAAUGGACCCUGUCCUGAUGAGGCCACCGUAUAUCGAUCCAGGCCCGAAUUCAACGACACUUCCCAGAGAAGUACUGCUGGUCUGGGAUCAGCUCUCCCAUGUUUCUGACCGCUCCGGUGGAAAGGAAAAUGCUAAACUGAUCCUGAAAAUCCGUCUGGGUUUUGUCAAGAGACUCGGGGAAAAGGGUCUGUUAAGGGCGAUGCUUUUCCACCCGCAAGGAACAGAUGCCCUGAUGAACUUGUGGCCAUUCUUUGUAAACAUGCACUCUGAUUCUAGCUGUGAGUUAAAAUGCAAUACUUACAAUAAACACCAAGAUUGUCAAAAAGA
Puntigrus tetrazona (Sumatra barb) is the source of this 3426-nucleotide messenger RNA. RefSeq names its product max interactor 1, dimerization protein (gene mxi1). The record is from RefSeq and is a predicted model, not a curated record. Gene Ontology annotation, biological process: regulation of transcription by RNA polymerase II. Lineage: Eukaryota; Metazoa; Chordata; Actinopteri; Cypriniformes; Cyprinidae. Bases 268 to 1026 code for a protein of 252 amino acids. The transcript has 6 exons. Gene Ontology annotation, molecular function: DNA-binding transcription factor activity, RNA polymerase II-specific; protein dimerization activity; RNA polymerase II cis-regulatory region sequence-specific DNA binding.